This is a messenger RNA of Porites evermanni, 459 nucleotides long. NCBI's taxonomy places the organism in Eukaryota, Metazoa, Cnidaria, Anthozoa, Scleractinia, Poritidae. The record is from the annotation of a GenBank genome assembly.
UUUCACACACUUCUAGGUUACCAUUGUCCUAGGGGCUGGAUGCAGUUUAAAAGCUACUGUUACUUUGUGAGCAACUCUAUCAAGUCUUGGCACCAGGCCCAAGCAUACUGCAAAGGGCUGGGAGGAGAACUGGUGAAGAUAAACAGCGAAGAAGAAAAAGGGUUUGUGUUGAAGCUGGUUCACAAACGUGCACCCUCUGUGAAGCAGGUUUGGAUCGGACUCAGGUGGAACACGCGCGUGCAAGGCUUCAUCUGGUCCGAUCUCUCCAUUCCUAAAUACACGAACUGGGCUCCUCGUGAACCGAAUGGAAAAGCGCGGGAACCGUGUGGAAACAUGUGGACUGGGCGCAUUACUAAUUUUAACCUACCUUUUCAUGCUCCUGGUUAUUGGAAUGACUGUAAUUGCCAAACGUUAGUCGACACUCCCUGCGGCCUGGUGUGCAAAAGCCUUUCCGAACCA